AGCAUGGAAUCACACAAUUCUACUGACGGUGUGUUAUUGCACACAGUUAACAUCCAUCUACAUAUACUAGCUCCUGUGUCAGAACCAGCUGUUAUGCAGAUGUGUUUGUCACCAAAACAGAUGACAGUCAGCUGCUCCUCUGAAGGAGAGGAAUUAGAGUUCAUUUUGUCUUUGGAUGAUAAGUUGUUUAUACAGACUAAAGCCAAUGGUAUAGAAAACCGCAACAUUUCAAAUGUUACCAUCAACUUACCUGGUCAGCUGAUGGGAAACCUGACAUGUGUUGCUCAAAACAAUGUCAGCAGAAAACAAAAUAUCAUCCACCUUACAAGUUGUACAGCUCCCGUGUCAAAACCAGCUGUAUCUCAGAUGUGUUUGUCACCAGAACAAAGGACAGUCAGCUGCUCCUCUGAAGGAGAUGACGUAGAGUUCAUCUUCUUAUUAGAUGAUAACUUGUUGAUAAAAACCCAACCCAACAUUUCAGAAAACCACAACAUUUCAAAUGUAAGAAUCAGCUUACAUGAUCAACUGCUGGGAAAGUUGAUGUGUAUCGUCCAAAACAAUAUAAGCAGAGAACAAACCAUCAUCCACCUUACAAGAUGUGCAGGUAAUAUUUCUGACCACUGUGUUAUGACUGUGGCUGUGGCAGGAAGUAUUGCCAUUUUACUCAUUCUGGCUGUGUUUUUUGGUAUCCGGAAAUUCCAAAAGACUGGCAUUAUGACUGUUAAUGAAGAUGAUGCUGAAGAGGAUGUUGUCUACUCAGAUGUUAGACUGAAGCAGGAUGGAAGAGAAACAAGAGAAACACCACCUAUUUCAAAUCAAGAUGAAAGUUAACAUUGACUUUCGGUCAAGUAGCUAAUAAAACUAUGCCAGUUUAGCAGUUCCAGCUGUGCAGUUAAUGUAAAGGUAAAUAUAUUUUACAAGUACUCACUGGAUUACUUUAAUUUUGAAGAA
This is a messenger RNA of Pelmatolapia mariae (spotted tilapia), 951 nucleotides long. RefSeq lists its product as uncharacterized. The transcript is spliced from 5 exons. Lineage: Eukaryota; Metazoa; Chordata; Actinopteri; Cichliformes; Cichlidae. The record is from RefSeq and is a predicted model, not a curated record. Bases 4 to 831 code for a protein of 275 amino acids.